AUGACAACUCCAAUCCCACCAUCGGAAAACCCAACGAUGCCACCGCGAAACCUCCUCCCGACAAUAUUCUCCUCCCUCUCCCGCACUCCCUCCUCCACCUCCCCAACGCGCUGGACGCUCCUCCGCACCCUCAAAAGCGAAAACACAAACGACAUGCAGGGCGAUCUCCACGGCACUGCAACAUUCACUCCUCUACGCUCUCAUAGACUCGACCAAACCACCCAAAUCAACACCCACGAGACCGAAACAGAGGGCAGUGGCAAUGGCAAUGGAUACACGGACCUCCUCUACAGCGAAGAAGGCUCCCUCCCACAAUCCUUCGGGCCGGGACUCCGCUGGACAAAGAAAUACAUCUGGAGACUCAGCGCAAAUGGUCGGAUAAGCGUAUGGUUCGUGAAAAUAGAUAAAAAUCAGAAAUCAUCGGCGGAUGGACAGGUGCCCGACGAGGAGGAAGCGGAUUAUCUCUUCCACGAGUUUGACUUUGUGUCUUCUUCUUCUUCUGAUUCAACUGCGACCUCGGAGGUUAAGUCUGAAUCUGGCGAGGAGUUUGUGACCCCGCCUGUGCCACCUGAGGUUGGGUCGGACUCGGGACUGCAGACGAAGAUUGUUGCGGCGCGCGGGAAUCAUCUCUGUAUCAAGGAUAUGUAUCGCACGGCGUAUGCGUUUCGGGUCGCUGAGGGGAGCGGUGAGGUGCUUAGUUGGGCGAGUCGGCAUGUGGUAAAAGGGCCGAAGAAGGGCCAGGAUAUAGUUAAUCUGUAUUCGAGGGCUAUGUAG
Molecule: messenger RNA, 774 nt
Organism: Aspergillus puulaauensis
Lineage: Eukaryota; Fungi; Ascomycota; Eurotiomycetes; Eurotiales; Aspergillaceae
Exons: 1
Coding region: 1-774 (257 amino acids)
Source: RefSeq, a predicted model, not a curated record